UUUUCCUUCCCCAACGUUGAUCUUUGAUUCACUCGUCUGCUGUCCUCGCCAGCCAUGUGGUCUUCGCCUGGGUCUGAUGCGGAAGCUGCGCCGCUGUUGCGUUCUGUGCAUGGACAAGGCAACAACAACAACAACAGCAGCAGCAAUCCCAAUGCGAGUGCUGGAAGUGGCGCGAGUCGUGGCGGAGCAGCUAGUUUGCAGCAGCAGCAGCACCAGCACCAGCAUCAGUCCACUGCCACUGGUGCCACCCCUGUGACAUCCGCGUCCAUUGCUGCUGCUGCUGGUGGUGGAGCAGCUGCUGCUGGUGGCGGUGGUGCGCACGCGAUCGACAGCGACGGCGGCGGGCUGUACUCGCUCACUGGGCUCGCUGGCAACAAGGACCGCUUCGACCGCAGCUACAGCAGACACAUCAACUACGACUUGCCCGAGUCAUCCAAGAGCGCGUCAUCAACAGCAUCAAGGCGCGGACUGUCCUUCCCGCACCUCCACAUUCGCCCGUUUGGCGACAAGGACAAGUCGACCGCCAGCUUCGGCAAGGACAAGGAUCGCGCCACGAGCGCAGCCAUUGUCGAUCGCGACGGGUCGCUCAUCUCGCCGACGCCGAGGUACGCGAACGUUGUGCACCGGAUCCAACCGGCCGCGUCGAGCCAUGGCAGCGCAUACCCCACCUCAAGCAUCAAUAGCAGCAUCAAUGCCAAUGCUGCGGCCGCAUCUGGCCUGCCGGUGCAGCCCACCGUCGCCCUGUCCGACAUGCAUCACAGUCGCAAGCUGAGCUCGUCGCCGCCAGUCACCCGCUCAAUCAACCCAAACCUGGGCCAAGAGUUUGCAUCGCAGUGGACAAUCGGCACUCCGCCCGUCGGCGAGCCGGCCUUUUUGUUUGGAAAUGCUUUCUCGACCAACCAUCAACAACAACCACAGUCGCAGCCCUCGGCCUUCUCGUCCAACUUUCUACCAUCCCGGCCCGCCUCUCCUGUCUCCACGGGAUCUGGCAUGGUUGCCUCUAGCUCGCACGUUGUUCUGGCCAACUCUGUGGCGGGCUCGACCCUCGCACAGGCCGCCGUUUCGGCUGCAGUUGCUGCCGCAGCGCGCAAAGAGAAGAAUUACAACCGCUUUGUUGCCCUUCCGGACAUUAAAAAGCCCGAGGAAAUGGCACAGGCGCCAACAGUUCCCGUCCAACCCGUGCUCGAAGACGAGGUGGCCGUCAUCAAGACGCAGGCGACUUCCUCUCACCCUUCCACUAUUCUCGGAGCUCGAGCUCGAAUUUCUGUUUACUGCACAGCAGGUGCCUACCACACCAAAAAGUUACGCACUUAUCUUAGCGAAAAGUACCGCGACACGCCGCAUGACGGCGUCUUACCACUGUGGUACCACGAAGCCAUGUACGCUCGGUACCUCGACGCUCGAGGCCGACCGAACGACUGCCUCGGCGACAUUAUCUAUUUUGAUUAUGGUGUUGUGAUUAUGUGGGGCUUGUCACGAACCCAAGAGGCGGAUGUGCUGACCGAACUGUCCAACUUUGAGGCCACACCCCUGGAUGCGUUCGAAGUGCAGGUCGACCAAUUCGAGCUUCGCUACAGUCCCGAGGAGCAGCCCCGUAUCCACAACGAUAUCAUCACAAUCAACAACCUCGAAGAUCAUCACUGCAAAUUGGCCAUUUCUCACGCGCUGUCGCAAAGCACCAAGCUUUGCGUGUUUGAGGAGCGUAUCGAACAGACGAUUGAAUCGAGCAAACACAUUCCUGGGGAUCUUGCCCUCACGGGGCAAGUGCAGCUCUCGCGCCUGGCCAUCUCCAAGAAGAUUGGCUUUAUUUUCAUGCAGAAGAGCGCCGUCAAUCUGCUCACGGAUGUACUAGACACGCCAGAGUACUUUUGGUCUGCCCCGGAUCAUCUCCAAGGCGUGUACAAGGCCGUGCGCCAAUACAUGGAGAUUUCAGCUCGUGUAGAGGUUUUGAAUACCCGACUCAUGGUGUUGCAGGACAUGCUCGAAAUGCUCAAAGACCAGCAGGAUCAGUUCCACUCGACGCGUCUCGAGUAUAUUGUCAUCAUUUUGAUUUCCGUUGAAGUUCUUAUUGGUAUUGUGAGCGUUGCUGUGGAUUUGUUCAAGGUGGUGUAA
This is a messenger RNA of Capsaspora owczarzaki ATCC 30864, 2112 nucleotides long. RefSeq lists its product as hypothetical. Lineage: Eukaryota; Filasterea; Ministeriida; Capsasporidae. The record is from RefSeq and is a predicted model, not a curated record. Bases 55 to 2112 code for a protein of 685 amino acids. The transcript has 5 exons.